AUGGACAAGAAAAAGUCAGCAAGAUCACUAAGCGAACACCUAUCUCUACCUCCUCCCCCAUCACAUGCUGUAGCCGUAGCCAUUAAUGGAAAGAAGAAGAGCAAAUACGUCUCCUUUUGGGCUCUUGAGAAGUUCAUCCCUGAAGGCUUCUCUGAUUUCAAAUUGAUCUAUGUUCGUCCUCCUGUCACUUACAUCCCUACCCCAAUGGGGAAUGCGGUAUCAAUAUGGAACUCAAACGACACGCUCCGUCCUUACAAGAAAAUGUUCGAAAGGAGAAAGGUGAGAGUAGAGAUUCUGGUGCUAGAGUCACACGAUCCUGUGGCUGCGAUAGCAGAAGAGAUUGCUGGAACCAGAGUCACCAAACUGGUUAUAGGAAUGUCUCUCCGCGGAUUCUUCACAAGAAAGAUUGAUAUGUCUUCUAUGAUUGCAACUGCCGUUCCAAGAUUCUGCACAGUCUAUGUAGUCUCAAAGGGGAAACUAGCAUCUGUGCGUCCUUCCGAUUCAGACGCUAGCGGAACCAUAAGGUUUGAGAGAAUGGAGAGAGACAGUUCCACGAGUGACUCCAUUGAUAGUCCUAAUCCUAUUAUUUAUUUGGUCUUUUUCUCGUUUAUUUCAGAAGCGCAAUCACGAGUCUCUAAUAUAUCCACUGCUUCAAAACAUUCAGAGAUGAGCAGCAGCGCGACGGUUCAAAUGGAUAUGAUGAGUUCAUGCGAGACGGACCAGCAGUUGGAAGUGUCUACAUGCAGAGCGAUGCAGACUGAAGAGCGGAAGAGUAACACUAGCAAUGAGAGCUUUAGUGCAUCAUUUGCUUCUAAAUGGAGAGAUCACGAGGACUGGAGAUCGAUCAGGAGCUCGUCUUCUAGCAAUAAUCACGAGAUAGCGAAUAUGGAGUGGGGGGUUGUGGUUCCUGAGAACUAUUCUCGUGUUUCUUCUGAUCAAGGUUCCAACAUGUCUGAUGGCCUCCUCAGUUUCAAUUCCAUGACCGAUAAUAAUAAGGCAAAUCUAACAUUUGAGAUAGAGAAGCUGAGAGCCGAGCUGAAACAUGUUCAGGAGAUGUAUGCUAUGGCUGAAACUAAGACUGUCGAUGCCUCUCAAAAGCUAACUGAGUUAAACCAACGAAAAUAUGAGGACUCACAGAAGUUUACGGAGCUAAAAGAAAAGGAAAAAGUAGCUAAUGAUACAUCAUCAAAGGAGAAGCAAAGUUAUGAAGAGACGAUGAAGGUUAAAGAACUCAUGAUGAAAGAGGCUUUACGUAGAAGGGAAGCUGAGAUCAAAGCAGAGCGUGAUGCUAAAGAGAAAGAUAAGCUCCAAGCUUCUCUCGUCUCUCUGGGGAUCCAAUACCAACACUACUCAUGGGAAGAGAUUGCAGCCGCGACUUCUGACUUUUCUGAAGAUCUCAAGAUCGGAAUGGGAGCUUACGGAACCGUUUACAAAUGCAAUCUGCACCACACGGCCGGCGCUGUCAAAGUCCUUCACGCAGGAGAAACUCAGCUUUCCAAACAGUUUGAUCAAGAGCUUGAAAUCUUGAGCAAGAUCCGACAUCCUCACCUCGUCCUCCUCCUCGGGGCAUGUCCGGAACGAGGCUGCCUGGUCUACGAAUACAUGGACAACGGAAGCUUAUAUGACAGGUUGAUGCAAGUCAACGACAUACCUGCUAUCCCUUGGUUCGAGCGUUUCAGGAUCGCUUUAGAAAUCGCUUCAGCGCUAGUAUUCCUCCACAAAUCAAAGCCUAGACCAAUCAUUCACCGUGACCUCAAACCAGGUAACAUCUUGCUUGACCACAACUUCGUCAGCAAACUAGGCGACGUUGGUCUCUCCACGAUGAUUAACCAAGACGAUGCUGCUUCUAAACUAACCGUCUUAAAGAAAACAAAUCCUGUGGGAACACUAUGUUACAUCGACCCUGAGUAUCAGCGGACCGGGAUCAUCUCACCUAAGUCCGAUGUGUAUUCACUAGGGAUUGUGAUUCUGCAGCUCAUAACCGCCAAGUCCCCGAUAGGGAUUACUCAUAAGGUUGAAGAAUCUAUUGGAAACGAUGCUGAGUUUAUGGCAUUGUUGGAUGUGAAAGCUGGAACGUGGCCUAUUAGUGAGACUCGUGAGUUAGCUGCCUUGGGACUCUGGUGUACUGAGCUGAGACGUAGAGACAGACCAGACCUUAAAGAUCUGAUCAUCCCUGCUUUGGAACGGCUUUGGAAAGUCGUUGACGAAGCUCAAAACUCUGUCGGGAGAACUCCUUCUGGUCCUCCAUCCCACUUCAUUUGUCCACUUCUCAAGGGAGUGAUGAACGAGCCAUGCGUAGCUGCAGAUGGGUACACGUACGAUCGUGAAGCUAUACAGGACUGGCUGAGAGAGAAUGAUACGUCACCGGUGACAAACCUUCCGUUGCCUAACAAGAACCUUCUUGCUAAUUACAAUCUUUACUCUGCAAUUAUGGAGUGGAAGUCCAAUAAACAAUAAUGAGAGAGAUAAGUACAAUUUGAUUGAAUGAUCUUUUUUGUGUGUGUGUUUUCUCUUUUCCUCCUUUGUCUUUUGUGCGAUGAGAGGCCAUAUUACAACAAUAGAGUUGA
Raphanus sativus (radish) is the source of this 2567-nucleotide messenger RNA. RefSeq names its product U-box domain-containing protein 52-like. The coding region runs from base 1 to 2457 and encodes 818 amino acids. The record is from RefSeq and is a predicted model, not a curated record. Gene Ontology annotation, molecular function: ATP binding; ubiquitin-protein transferase activity; protein kinase activity. NCBI's taxonomy places the organism in Eukaryota, Viridiplantae, Streptophyta, Magnoliopsida, Brassicales, Brassicaceae. The transcript is spliced from 8 exons. Gene Ontology annotation, biological process: protein ubiquitination; protein phosphorylation.